CGGGACGUUUAAACCGACGGAUGUGACGUAGGAAGAAUUCAAAGCUAACUCUUCGCGAUCGCGCAGAUUUGUGUGCUGCAAGAAAAUGUCUUUUAUUUUGGAUUGAUCGCAUUAGAACGUAUUCAAUCUGACGUCUAUAACUUGAUAUGAUCCUAUUUCAUCGAUUAACUCGCGUCUGAGCGGCGGAACUUAGCGAUCAGGCUAAGUUAACCAAUUCAGGCCAAUCAGCUAAGCCGCUAGCUGCUUAUGUUGCUACAGAGAAAUGUUUACGCUGAGAGACAAUGGCGAGACGGCUGGGAAAAUUACGACUGAGCCCCAACGAAGAGGCCCAGUGGAUUCAAGAAGAAAAGGGAAGAAGGAGAAAAUUGCGAAUACAACAGGUUCGUGAGCAGCACAAGAACUUUGCGUUCCAGACACGGCAGAAUGUUGAGCGGAGACGUCAACGUGAGCUGGAGCUGCUGGGACAGGAACUGCGGGAGCAAUGGGAGCAGCAGCAAAACGAGAAACUGCGCACGCUGCAGUUGCUUUACGAACAGACCCUCCAGAUGGUCGGCCAAGGACAGAGGAUGGCCAAAGAAAAUGAGCCUGAUUUGCUGGCCAUAACUCGGAGAGAAGCGCUGAAUCACGCCAAAGCGGAAGAGCGCUUUCGAGAAGCCCUGAAAGAGCUCAAGUCGCAGAAGCUUAAAGAUAGCGAGAUGCAAAGCCGAACAAUCAAUGCUCGGAAAAAGGCUCUGCAGGUAGAAAAGGAGAGAUCGACAAAAGUGGCCAACCUCCCGCCGCCUCCCCCAAAUCCAAUUUUACAGGCCAUUGAAGCCGGAAAAUCGCACAUGGGAAAGAAAUCUGAUGUCAAUGCCUUUGCCGGCACCCGUCACCACAUGCUCCCCGGGGUCACGGUGGACCGGGCGGCAGACACGCAGCAGGUGGAUGCCCAUGAGGUAGCCGAGCUGGCCAUGAAGAGGCAUCUGGACCUACAGAGGGAGGAAGAGAGGAAGAGAGCUGAACGAAAGGAGACGGCUCGUGUUCGAGGGAAAUCGGCUCUGAGGAAAGAGCAACUGGCGCUGGAUCACGAACGGCUCCUCGUGGAACUGGAGCACAUGCAGCACGCUGACAUGCUGAGGAGGCGGCAGCAGGCCCUUCAGAUAGCGCCGCAGAUCUUCCAGCCGCCUCACAGGAAGCAGGAGAUGAAGGAUGACUUCCAAAGAGACAUGGAGGUUGCCUUUGAGGACAUGUACACCAGAGAAAGAAGAAUCCAAAGUGACCCGAUAAGUCAGCUCGUCCCAGAACCUCGUCCUGCCAUCGGCGCCGACGCCCGAGACCCGGAGCUGGAUGUCACGCUAGACGAGGGCGUCACAUCUGAACGAGAAAGGUCCGCAGAGGACGCUGGAUUGCAGGAAAAUGCCCACGUGGAGAACAUGCGAGCACCUCCCAGGAAGCCCUUGACCAAUCUCCUCAAUCGCAUCAGGAAGCAAAGAAGCGAGUCGUCAAGCUGUGACGGCGGAAUCCCCGUCGCCAGUCGGGGCUCGGAGCGGGACAACAAAGUGAUCCCGGAGCGGGAUGCCGUCUUUCAGCCCGAGGGAGUUUCCGAAAGGGUCGAGGCGGCAGAUAGAAAAGUUUCGGAGGAAGACGUGACCAUCGAAACUGGCUCGCUCAGCAGCCAGCCCGCCCAGGCGCCAUCGUCUCCUCAAGCAACAAUUCAUCCAAUCCCAUCAGACAGUCAAGACGGAGAUUCCCUCGCCUCCAAAAUCCUGGAAUUUGAAACCGAGCGAAAGAAAAGGGAGAUGGAGCUUGAGAGGGAGAAACAGCAGCAGAUGGCCUUUCUACAGGAGCUGGAAGAGCAGAAAGCCCGACUGGAGCGAUUGUUGCUUGAGUCUCAACAACAAGAAACCCCUCAAGCGGGGGUCCACGAUCAAGAAGUUUACCCUCAUCCAGAGACUCCUGAACACACCAGACGAAUCAGAGAAUGUCAAGAGCGCCUCCUAGAGCAAAACAGAAUCCAUCAGCAAUCUAUGGACCUGGCUCGACGCCGCCUGGAAGACUACCAGCGCUCUCUUCAGAACCGUCACAACGGGACCACUCCGCCCCCUCCUCCUCCGCUGCACGAGCCUCAAAUCUCCACCGACUUAUCCUCCCGAGCAUCGGCUGGUCCAUCCAUGCCGCCGGCUCUUCCCUCCUCCAGCCUCCAAUCCGCAGAAUCAUUUGAAAGUUCAAACCUUCCGAGGCACCAGCUACAGGACAUCUCUGAUCCCGACCCUCUGACGAGAAAAGUUGUUCCGAGAGUCCCGUCGACCACCACCGAGUCAAUUCCUCCCAAAGCCGUCAUCCGAAAACUACUUCCUUCUAAAAUGGUCACUAGAGAGUUACUAUCGCCUCAAGUGGUCACCAGAGAGCCCGUUCCUCCUAACGCCAUCACCACACAGCCAAUUCCUCCCCAAAUUAGUGCCGCAGAGUCGCUUCCUCCUCAAGUAGUCACCAGACAGUUGCUCCCUUUUAAAAUACUCACCAAAGAGUCGCUUCAACUUAAACCAGUCACCAGAGAGCCGCUUCCUCAAGCGGUCACCGCCGAGGCAUCUCAUCCUCAAGUGGUCACCAAAGAGACUCUUCCUCCUCAACCACUCCUUCUUAAGAAGGUCACCCGAGAGUCAUUCCAUCCCACACCGGUCAUAAGAGAAGUUCUUUCUCCUCAAGCGCUCACCAGAGAGGCCUUCACUCGUCAACCCACCGAGUUUCUCCCUUCCACCAGCUUUCCAAUCCAGCCCAUCCAAACGAUCACACAGAGUCACCUUCCACAGUUUGGAUCACCUGCAGAACAAGACCAGCAGAGGCCUCAGGAGUUCCGCAAUCGGCAGCAGGAGGGGAAAGAAGAACUGCGGCAAAAACAGCCGGAGAGUCUGGAGCUCCUCAGGCAGCAAAAAGACACAUUACGGGCUCUGAUUAACGUUGACGCUCAACCGCAAAGCGAGGUCGCCACACCAGAGGACGCCGCUCAAAUCCGAUUGGGACUACUUUCCUCCCUGCUCAAAGUCAUCGAAAAAUCCAACGGGGGGAGUUUGACCCGCCCGGGGCAUCUGCAGACAGAAGACGACCCAAGUCUUCAUCUCCCAUCCACCAGCGAGACGGCCUCACUUCAUGCUCCCGCCCGAGCAGCAAAACCCCCAGUGACCCGAGUCCGGCUCGGCACGAUGAGUGAGCAGCACGAGCUCAGCGCCAUUCAGGAAGUAGAGACGCCAGUGGAGACCAGCCUGGUGACAGGUCCGGGCGAUGUUUUUCCGCCGCCCCAACACACAAUGGACUGGUCUCUGCGGGAGUCAUAUGAGUCCCCUGUGACCACAGAAGCAACUCUACAGACGUCAUCCAUGUCCAGUUCAAGGAGGUCCACCUCCUCGCUUUAUGGAGAAAAGGAAGUGACGGAGUCCGGAACAUCAGCAGACACUUCUGAGCACGGUUCAUAUCGCCACUUCUCAUUGGACUCCGAGAGGGAAUCCGACUCCUUCGGCCCGGCGGUCCCGAUCAGCAGCUCCUUCUCGGAAGCUAGCGGGUCACCUGGAGAGUCUGCACGUGGACGUUCUGAUCGGGAAGGCUUGUCCAUCACACCCUUGUCCACCGGCAGCUACUUCACCAGUGACCCAGACACCAACGCAGGUAAAUCUCCAACCCUUGACGCCACGGAGACUUCUCACCGUCCCGCUGCAGGCCAGGCCCAAGCGGCUCUCCACGCCUCUCCGAUGAGCGACGUCCGAGAGCUCAGCGUCUCUUUAAGUACAGGCCGAGAAGACGAUGACGACGAAGCAUCUGGUGCGACUUCUCCUUCUCCAGCCGCCCACACAAGUGUCGUGAACCGUGACCAGGCGGUCCAACCGAUCUUGGGGCAAUCCUCGGUCUACGAGGAUCAGGACUCGUUCAGACCUCUUAUUGGUCAGCCAGGGGAUCAGUCCUCCUACCUCAUUGCAGAACAAAGAGACAGCACCAUGGAGCGGCUGCUGGGUCCGCCGUCAGCUCACUCGUCGGUAAUCGGCCAGCCGCCCGGCCUGCCACUUUCUGCCAGAUUGGACUUGACUCUGAGUCGCAUCAUGGAACAAAUCUCUCGAGAGUCGAGCCAGCGCGGGUGGAGAGGCCAGCAUGAACCCAGUGUGGCUCAGUUGCCGUCGCACACAGAACGGUCCUGGCUGGACGAGCGUCCGGAGAGCUCGAUGAGACCGCUUGUCGCCGAGUUGGACUUGUCUUCUGGCCAGGACAGUGGAAGCUCAGGUGAAAGAACUGGCUUGGAUCUCAGCUCCUUGACAGAGGCCACCAUUCCCUCGCAUCCAUCCUUACCUUCCGAAGCCUCACACGGGGCUUCCGUCCCGCCCGGCGCAGACUCCUUUCACCCCCUCCCGUCCGAGGUCACCAACAACGAGACAGCCCCCACCGCGUUUCCUGACUCUUCCGAGGGACGCCUCUCGAGCGGCGAGCUCAGCGUGUCAACGCAUUCCGACUCGGCGUCUCAAGGCGCCGCCUCUGAGAGCGAGCGCUCCACCGACCGCUUCAGGACGGAGGAAGGCUCCCGCCGGACGUCCGCUUGGCAUCGCGUCAACUCUCCUCAGAUGGUGUGGCUCUCACAAUCUGAUGCUAGCAACAAUUCGUCUACACUCAGCAUCUUGCCUGAGGAGGAGGUUGAAGAAGAGCAGCGGGCAGUAGAAGUUCCCAUUCCUGACAUCCCUGCAGAAGAGUGCACUUUGAACUCGAGGCUGGACCUCAACGCUAGGCUACGGGAGGCCGGCAGUAUGAAUGGCAUCCUGGAGCAGUCCCAAAUAACACUGGUGAGCUUGACAGACACCACAUUGCAGGACAGCAUAGCGCUCGAGGAAGAACCGUGGGAGGAGGAAGAACAAAAAGGCAAUGAGGAGUCCCAACCAACCUUAAUGGAGAAACCUCCAGGAGCUUUAAAAGCAGAUCAGAGCCCCACACAUGCAGGAAUGCUCCUCGAGUUCAAUUGGGGGUCCCAGCAGCAGGGAGUCUUUGAGAAGAAGCGCCAAGCUCUUCUAGAGAGGUCAGCCCGCCGGGCGGAACAAGUUAAGGCCAAAGGGGCGCUGGUCAGGAAUGGAAAAGCAGCGGAGGUCGGCGCGCAGUCUGAGGAAAGGCCUCAUGAAAUACAAAUUAACGAUAAAGUUAAAAUAAUUGCAACCUUACUGCAGACUCGGUCGGCCCACCCAGUGGACCAAAUCAAAGCUAAAAGGGUGCCGGGCAAGAGUGGCCCGGCGGCGGAGGGCAGCACGCAGUCCAAGGAAUGUUCUCUGCAGAAAGCUGACAAGGUCAAAACAGCAAAGUCCACUUUGGUCAAGCAACAAAAGCCCCUGACUCCUCCAGCAGUGAGCACGUCAACAAAGUUGAACGAGCAGAGCCAAGUGAAGAAAUUUGCCGAGAUGCACAGACAAACUCGGAGACUGUACGAGCAGCUUGAGGAGGUCAAAGAGCGGAAGGCGGUCCAAAGCCGUCAGGAGGCUUCAGCCAGCAACAGACAGAAAGCCAGAGCCUUCCACAUGAAAACACUCCAGAAGCUUCGUGCCAAGCAGACUCAACAAUGAGCGACUCCGAAUGUUCUUUCCUACCUGUGUAAAUGGUGUUAUAGUUUCGUUUAUCAAUAAAGUUUUUAACUUAUUCAAA
Messenger RNA from Syngnathus typhle (broad-nosed pipefish), 5640 nucleotides. It is a transcript of the gene cep295, whose product is annotated as centrosomal protein 295. The transcript has 30 exons. Bases 282 to 5561 code for a protein of 1759 amino acids. Gene Ontology annotation, cellular component: centriole; cytosol; centrosome. The record is from RefSeq and is a predicted model, not a curated record. NCBI's taxonomy places the organism in Eukaryota, Metazoa, Chordata, Actinopteri, Syngnathiformes, Syngnathidae. Gene Ontology annotation, biological process: regulation of centriole replication.